Raphanus sativus (radish) is the source of this 1199-nucleotide messenger RNA. RefSeq names its product delta(7)-sterol-C5(6)-desaturase 1-like. The record is from RefSeq and is a predicted model, not a curated record. The transcript has 3 exons. Bases 148 to 978 code for a protein of 276 amino acids. Lineage: Eukaryota; Viridiplantae; Streptophyta; Magnoliopsida; Brassicales; Brassicaceae. Gene Ontology annotation, biological process: lipid biosynthetic process. Gene Ontology annotation, molecular function: oxidoreductase activity; iron ion binding.
GGUGUUGGCAUCCAUUGACUUGUUCCACUUCAGGACAAAGGUUAAGCACCAAAAAAAAAAAAAAAAACACUUCCCCGGCGAAUAUUCUCUCGUUUUCCGGCACCGAACAGCGGCGUAGAUCGCCAGUUUAACAGACAGUGGAUUAAAAUGGCGGUGGACAGUGUGUAUCUGAUGCAGUUUGUGGAAGAAACAUCGUUUUACAAUCGCAUUGUUCUGAGUCACCUCUUGCCGUCGAAUCUAUGGGAUUUUUUACCGCAUUUUCUCCAGACGUGGCUCCGGAACUACCUCGCCGGAACCUUGCUCUACUUCAUCUCAGGCUUUCUCUGGUGCUUCUACAUCUAUUACCUCAAACUUAACGUUUAUCUCCCCAGAGAUGCCAUUCCUACAAGAAAGGCUAUGCUUUUGCAAAUAUCUGUGGCAAUGAAGGCGAUGCCUUGGUACACUCUGCUUCCAACUGUCUCCGAGUAUAUGAUCGAAAGUGGCUGGACCAAAUGUUACUCUAAGAUAGGCGAAGUCAGCUGGAUACUCUACUUUGUUUCCAUCGCUGUCUAUCUUGUUUUAGUCGAGUUUGGUAUUUAUUGGAUGCACAGAGAGCUCCAUGACAUUAAGCCUCUUUACAAAUAUCUCCAUGCCACCCAUCAUAUCUACAACAAGCAGAACACACUCUCUCCCUUUGCCGGGCUUGCGUUCCACCCACUAGACGGGAUACUUCAAGCAGUUCCGCAUGUGGUAGCUCUGUUCAUAGUGCCAAUUCAUUUCACAACCCAUCUAGGUCUCUUGUUCAUGGAAGCGAUAUGGACAGCGAACAUCCACGACUGCAUCCACGGUAACAUAUGGCCUGUGAUGGGUGCAGGGUACCAUACGAUACACCACACCACUUACAAGCAUAACUAUGGACAUUACACCAUAUGGAUGGAUUGGAUGUUUGGCUCCCUUAGAGACCCUCUCUUACAAGAAGAAGAUUAUAAAACAGAGUGAGAAUGCCCCUUUUGUGUUUUCCUUUUCUUGUUCAAAGUUGCAACCUUUUUAUGUUUCUCUGUCAAACCGUUCCAGUUAUUUUUUGUUCAGAGAUGUUGACUGCAAUUUUGCUGUCCUUUUUUUUUUUUUUUUUAUGGCAUCUGCAAUUUUGCUGUCUAGAUAACAUUCAGAGGUAGAGUUAGGUAAGGUUGCUGAACAUAUAAGGAAGAUAUUUUUGUUCA